Molecule: messenger RNA, 1877 nt
Organism: Aricia agestis (brown argus)
Lineage: Eukaryota; Metazoa; Arthropoda; Insecta; Lepidoptera; Lycaenidae
Product: E3 ubiquitin-protein ligase TRAIP-like
Exons: 10
Coding region: 160-1536 (458 amino acids)
Source: RefSeq, a predicted model, not a curated record
UAAUAAUUGAAUACAUUUUAAUAAAUUAAGUUGUGGUCUCAAAUAAUGUGCAAAAAUAAGUUGUAAAAAUUGCUGGUAUAGCAGCGGCUUGCUCGACUUUCAAUUUACGAAGUUCGAUAAAAGUUUUAAUGAAAUUAAAACUAAAAUUAAUGCGGGAAUAUGCAUAUUCUAUGUACUAUAUGCAGCGAUUUAAUUAACCAGGCAGACAAUAUUCAAGUAACGAAGUGUGGUCAUAUAUUUCAUUAUCAGUGUCUCAUACAAUGGAUUGUAAGAUCAAAAUCAUGUCCCCAAUGUCGCAACAAAGUCACAGAGAAAUGUAUGUUCCGGAUGUACCCAACAAUUUCCAACGAGAACACGGGAGACGAUGUGACAACACUACAGUCUCGUCUGGAUGAUGCACAACUACAAUUGAGACAGCAAAAAGCAUCUUCCAAGGAGCUGGAGGAAAAAAUUAACAGCUUAGAUUUGGAAUUAAAGAAAAAUAUAGGAGUUUUAAAAGCUACAGAAAAGAAAUUGGACAGUAAAGAAGCAGCAGUUACUUCUUUGAAAGAACAACUGGAUUAUGUUAAAAUACAGAACAGAGAAACACAGAAGUUAAAAGAGGAAAAUGAGAGUCUGAAGAAGAACAUACAACUUUUGAAUGGAUUACAGAAGGUCCUAAAUGCGACCAGCUCUGAAGUGGAGCAGAUGUUGGCGAGCUACUCUGACCUGAGGACAAUUGCUACUUUUGCCACGGCACUAAAAAGGGCGCUCUGUGAUUCAGAAAGUAAAAAGAACGAGUCGCGAGAUCGUAUACACGCGUUGAAACAGCAGCUCACUGCGGAGAAGAGUGGCGCUCUGGAGUUGCAGACAAAGUUGGGGCAACUUGAAGAGAAAUUUAAUACCUUAGAACGUAAAUACGAGUGUCUAAAGAACAAGAGGAAAGCCGUGGAGGCAUUAGACAUGUCGGUGGAUGAAUGUGAACCGAACAAAUUGAGAAAAUCGUCCGAACUGGACCUUAGUACAACUUAUAUUGAUGACUACGAGAGCCCUGCUCCUGCAAAAGAAAACCUAAACACGGCAAUUAGAUUAAGUGAAGACAACACUAGUUUUAACACUCUAGUAACCGGUAUAGAGGACUCGGACUCGCCUUACCUGCGGCUGCGGCACAGCGGCCUCGCGCUCGCGGCGUUGCAGCGGCGACCGCAGCACGCGCUUGGUGCUAUGCUCAAGCCCUCCGAAUUAGCAGUGCUGAACUCCGCAAAGAGUACACAAAUGAAACCCAGGUCCAAAAUGAAGUACAGCAUAUUUGAACAGAAGGAAAAGCCGCCCAUAACCCUCUCAGAGAACGACACAAGUCUGACAGAGAUGAACAUAUCAUACGACGGGCUCGGGGGUCACUCUAAACUGGACGAGUUUCCUGUACCGAACAACCGACCAGCUCUAAAGAGCUACAUGCCAAAACUGACUACUAGACACAAGUUGAAAAGACCUACCCCGGUCAAUAAUCACGACAUCGGAAAAAUGAUGGAAAAGCUACAGGAUAAGCUAAAAUGAAGACUGAAAUAAGAAUUUAUAGUUUUAUCUUCUUAAGUUAAGAUACUCUCAUGUUCUUUAUUUUAAUUCAUUUUGAUAUUAAUGUAAACAAAGCCCUGUACGAAGUCGAAAUUUCGAUGCUUAUGGUUGGUUUAAAAUUUUUUGUUUACAGCUAAUCUGAGCCCCGACGAAACAGAAUGUUUUUCUUUUCUUAUAAAUGUGCCAUUGUUGUAAUCAUUUCAUCACAAAUCUGCUGGACAGUGUAAACCUACCUUUAUUACCAGUGACUAUAUAAAUUAUCUUUAUACCCAAUUUACUAAUGUUUUUUUUAAAUAAUUAAUAUAUGCUUUAGGCGCUAGGUU